CAAAGUAGUACCACGAGAGAGCACCACAAGUACCAACCACCAUCGCCAUCUGUCCAAGACUGCUCGGACUACAUUGACAGGUUCAUAGACUGAUUUCUAAUUACCUCAGUAAGUUAGAAAAACACCACGAGAGGACGCCACCUGUACCACAUAAGAUUUCAAUAAGAACUAAAACCAAAAAAAAAAAAAGAAAAAAAAAAUUGUAACAAACUAAAAAUGGAAGAAAUUAUAAUUGAGCUACGAAAGAUCCGGAAAGACCUCGAUGAGCAGAGAAAUACUAUUGAGAAAAGUGUAGAUAAAAUCACAGAACAAGUAACAAUAAAUGUAAACAACAUUUUGGAAGAAAAAUUCAAAUUAUUAAACGAAAAUUACGAAAACCUCAAGGAAAAGAAUGAAAACCAAGAAAAACGAUUAUACUUUCUGGAGAAGCAAGCAAGAGAAACAAACAUCGUCUUUUUCGGAAUUAAAGAAACGGAAACUUCAUACGCACACUUAGAGAGCAAUAUUAUUAACUUUAUAAAAGAACAUUUCUCUCAAGAAUUAGACCGCAGAGAUAUCCAGGCGGUGAAAAGGAUAGGAAAAAAGGGAGAAAAACCCCGACCAAUAAUAGUAACUUUCUCUACACUGGGGACGAAAAUAAUUCUAUUUAAACAGAGGAAUACCCUCAAAGAUACCGGGUUUUACAUAAAAGAAGACUUUCCACAAGAUAUCCUAAAAAAAAGGAAAAUAUUGCAAGAACAAGCAAAAAUUGAGAAGGAAAAAGGAAAUCUGGUGCAAAUAAAAUACGAUAAACUUAUAAUUCAAGAAAAUAACCGGAAACACACUAGCAACAAGAGAGUACUUUCAACUUCUCCUCCAAACUAUGAUACUUACACAACAGAAUCAAAUAAACAGGCUAGCAAAAAGAAUAAAACCCGAACUCCAAUACAAAGAACAUCUAGCCUUUCGGAGGGAAUAUCGAAACCAGGAAUGCUUAAUUACUUAAUAAACGUAGACCCAAAGAACAUCCCAGGCCCGUCAGGAAACAAAAAUGGAAACAUAUAGCAACUACCACCGCCCCCUCCCAGCGCCACCACCACUACUGCUACUUAUAGAAAUACUAGAAAACAAAGAAAAUACAAAAACCAUCUUCCAAGCCGGCUGGUCACCGAGGAAGAUAAAGACCAAAACCCUCCAAUUGAAAAAAUAACCUUGUCACGAAAAAAGUUCUACAUAUUGACAUACAACGUCAAAUCACUAUCAUCGUACGAGCGCUUAAUAGAGUUAACAGAAGC
This is a messenger RNA of Spodoptera litura, 1274 nucleotides long. RefSeq lists its product as uncharacterized. The record is from RefSeq and is a predicted model, not a curated record. Lineage: Eukaryota; Metazoa; Arthropoda; Insecta; Lepidoptera; Noctuidae.